Messenger RNA from Capsicum annuum, 429 nucleotides. RefSeq lists its product as uncharacterized. The transcript has a single exon. NCBI's taxonomy places the organism in Eukaryota, Viridiplantae, Streptophyta, Magnoliopsida, Solanales, Solanaceae. Bases 1 to 429 code for a protein of 142 amino acids. The record is from RefSeq and is a predicted model, not a curated record.
AUGUCAUUACCUCCUAAGGUGCUUAAUUUUAUCUGGAGAUCUUUGAGAAAUAUCUUACCUACAUGUGAGAGCCUUUUCAAGAAGAAAUGUGUAGCUAGUUCAAUCUGUCUGCGAUGUUUGCUGGCACCAGAAACUGUGAAACAUUGCUUGAUAGAAUGCCAUUUUGCAAAGCAAUGUUGGAUUCAAUCAAACUUUGGUUGGCAUGGUUUAACAGGAGACUUUGUGGAAUGGUUUGAGGAACAAAGAAAGAGAAAUCUGAAAAUGAAACUAAAGGAAGCAGUCAUGAUUUUGUGGAGCUUAUGGGAAGCUAGAAACAAUCUAUGUUGGAACAAUAAACAAAGUACGCCAACUACCACUUUACAUCGUCCGAAGAAGGCGCUAGAGGAAUGCCAAUUUGGAGGACGAGAUGUGUACUGUUGCUGUGUAUAA